This is a messenger RNA of Neoarius graeffei (lesser salmon catfish), 3673 nucleotides long. RefSeq names its product transmembrane protein 184ba (gene tmem184ba). The record is from RefSeq and is a predicted model, not a curated record. Lineage: Eukaryota; Metazoa; Chordata; Actinopteri; Siluriformes; Ariidae. Gene Ontology annotation, biological process: transport. The coding region runs from base 361 to 1623 and encodes 420 amino acids. Gene Ontology annotation, molecular function: transporter activity. The transcript has 9 exons.
GCUACUUCACUUCCACUCCGUUAUCUUCACUCAGCUGUGAUAAUCCGCCUCCUCACAGCAGCGCCCGUCUCCGUUAUCAGUGUGCUUUAAACGGUAUUCUACUCCAGACGCGUUAUAGUGGCAAAGGAGGAGUAAGUGUUGUGGAAUUUAGUGUAAAAGUUGUAUGUCGUUUCUUCAUGGCGCCGGGUGAAGAGUUAGGUUAGUUAGUUUUCCAGUGCAACCGAAUUUUGCUUCCCUCAGUGUCACCAGUGCGCUCAGGGGAGCUUAAACAUGGAUGACGGGUCGCGGUGAUGCUCUGAGGAGUUAAAGGCCCUGUCUGUCUGUCUGUCUGACUGACCUGCUGCCUCUUUGUUAGCAUUCAUGCAUUUGAUCCCCAGGCUCUGGAGACGUGACUUACCCUUAUCAGAGAGGUUUGGCGAGGCCUCAGUAGCCACAAUGGUUCCAGGAUCUCCAGCUACAGUGUCCCCUGCUGGACCCAACAUCUCAUGGCUCCCUGAGGCUCCACUGCUCACUCUUGAUCAGCCAAUCUUUCUCAUGACCGUCACAGCACAGGCUGUAUCUGGCUUCUUUGUGUGGACGGCAUUGUUGUUUACCUGCCACCAGAUCUACAUGCACUUGCGUUAUUACAGUUCUCCAAAUGAGCAGAGACAUAUAGUACGCAUCCUCUUCAUCGUUCCCAUCUAUGCUUUUGAUUCAUGGCUCAGCCUUCUGUUCUUCACCAACGAUCAGUACUACGUCUAUUUCGACACAGUCCGAGACUGCUAUGAAGCAUUUGUGAUCUACAACUUUCUGAGCCUUUGUUACGAGUACCUGGGAGGUGAAAGUGCCAUCAUGUCUGAGAUCAGAGGGAAGCCCAUCGAGUCCAGCUGUGUUUAUGGGACUUGCUGCCUUUGGGGCAAAACCUAUUCUAUUGGCUUUCUCAGAUUCUGUAAGCAGGCAACACUCCAGUUCUGUGUGGUGAAGCCGCUGAUGGCGGUGGUCACUGUCAUCUUACAGGCUUUUGGAAAAUAUCGUGAUGGAGACUUCAAUGUGGCCAGCGGGUAUCUCUACGUGACCAUCAUCUACAAUGUCUCCGUCAGCCUGUCCCUGUACGCUCUUUUCCUCUUCUACUUUGCCACCCGAGACCUGCUCAGCCCCUACAGCCCUGUGCUCAAAUUUUUCAUGGUUAAAUCGGUGAUCUUUCUUUCCUUUUGGCAAGGUAUGCUGCUGGCCAUCCUUGAGAAAUGCGGCGCGAUUCCAAAGAUCAGCUCUGCCGAGGUGUCUGUUGGUGAGGGCACUGUAGCAGCUGGUUAUCAGAACUUCAUCAUCUGCAUUGAGAUGUUCUUUGCUGCCGUGGCCCUGCGCCAUGCGUUCACAUACAAAGUGUACAUGGACAAGAGGCUGGACUCGCAUGGUCGCUCCGCUCCGAUGAAAAGCAUCUCGAGCAGUCUGAAGGAGACCAUAAACCCUGGGGACAUGGUCCAGGAUGCCAUUCACAACUUCUCUCCAGCUUAUCAGCAGUAUACUCAGCAGUCCACUCUGGAACAAGGGGUCAAAGCACCACCCCUGUCCCGUAGCCAUAGCUGUAUGAGCGCGCGGGACACGGAGAAAACCCUCCUGCUCAGCUCGGAUGAUGAGUUUUAGCCACAGUGUAGGCUCCCGCAAGCAUCCAAAUAUAUAUGUAGGUACUUUUCUGUCUCUUGGGUAGAUUGUAUGCUGCAAUGACGUACUGGUAGUUGAGCCGUUUAUCUUGGACACAUCAUUACAGGACCAUGUGACAUCUAGUCCAACGAUUUACAUGUUGGAGUAUUAUAAGUAUCGCUGCUUAUUGUUUCAUUGUUCUUGACGUGGUGAAACAAAUACUUUUCAAGGAAGCCUUUUGGUAUGUUCAGCCUCCUAUGUGGUUUAUUUUAAGAAUAACUUUUUUUUUCGGUGAUUAGGAAAUAUUUAGUUGUCUUAAUUCGUGCUUAUCAGCGUUUUUACACAUUUAUACUUGAAUUCAUUUGGGUUGUUUGGUUUUUUGGUUUUUUUUUUUUUUUUUCUGAAGGCAGUGACAGAAUUUUAAACUUGGCAUACUGAAUUUGAGGAUUUGUAAUCCAAGUCAGGUAUUAGCGUGAUGGUCAUCAAAAAGAGUUUGAGGUUUGUCUUUGUUUCAGCUCUGUAUAAGAUGGUCAGUGUUUACAGUUGAUGUAAAAGGGGCUUGAGGGAGUGAGCAGAAGAGGGUUUUAAUGUGUCACAGCAUCUGUUCUGGCAGUCGUAUGAAGCUUGUUUUGUGACUGAUAAAUCAGGGACAGAGUGGAGUUGCUGUUAAGGAAGAUCCAGUUAAUUGAGCUUGAUGAAAUUGCAAAUUAAAUGAAAUCUGCUCUUGGUUUAGUUUGGCUGCUGAGCAGACUGGAAUGUUAGGUUGGUAACUGGGCCAUUGUUUGCAUUAACAUGUUUUCUUUAGUGUGUUAGACACCGAGGAACCAGCAGUACUCUUGGCAAUAAAUCUGUUCUAUGGGGUAAAAUAAAACUUGCUAUAGUUAUGCAGAUAAAUGCUGCUUAAACUGCAAAAUCAUCUAAAUGUGUACAUCCCAAAUAUUUCCCAAUGAGGCAGUGAAGAGUGAAACUACAAUUUUUUUUUUUUUGUAUGCUUAUUAUGGUAGUUGACUUGGCUUUAUGAGUAGGCUUCCUCUUGGUAAGUAAGCCCAUUAUUUCUUGAGGGCCACUAGAGGGAGCUAUCUUGUACAGUAUGAGGGCAUCAGCACCUUAUCUCAGUAGGACAUAUUAGCUGCUAUGGUGUGUUUCUAAGGGCCCCGUUGAUUUCCUUCCUGUUCCCCAGUUGUUUUUCUUUCCAGCUCUCUUCUGGUAGCACGACAGCCUUCCUGGCCUAGAUUCUACUUGUUGUGAAUAUUGUGUUAUCUCUUUAGCUUAUCUAGCAUUUGAGUUAAAUGCUUGUCGGUCCUGCUCUUAUUUGUGCAAUAGGGGCCAGUAUAAAUUAUCUAGCUACAGCAGUUGAGUAUUUAUGGUACCUGCCUUUUUUUGUUUUGCAUUUUAAUAGAGGAUUUCUGGAAAUAUUUAUCAUUUAAUGCACUAAAUCCAGCCCAGUUUCCUAAAGGGGAUGUGAGGCUUUUAAGUAACUCACCCCAGUCAUUUAUUUAGGGGGCAUCCUAAACAUUCUCUAUGUUCAAAUGAUUGAAACAGGCUUUCUUUGCUGUAAGGUAGCUAAUGUCAAAUUUUUAAAUGCUUUGGAGAGGGGUGGUAUGGUUGUGUUGCAUCAGAGCUCCAAGGUUCCUGUCCGUGUGGUGUACAUGUCCUCCAAAGUUAAAAAAAAACCAUACUGGUAGGUGUAUUCUACUCCUCAGUAUGAUUUAAAAAAAAAAAAGUGUGAAUGAAUUCAGGGAUGGAUCCAGCCUUGUGAUGGACAGACAUCUCAUCUCCAUUAAGGGUGUAUCCCUGCCUGUGGGGUCCACCUCAUCUCUGAUUGAAUGAACAUGAAUGAUUUAGAGAGAAACUCAUUAUUGCUAGGUAUGACGCUAUCAGGGCCUUUUGUACGCUAGGGUAUUUUAAGCACAGUCUGAGCAAUAGUGUGCAUGAUCAUGCAAAUGCUUUGAUUUUUUACAUUUUUAAUGUGCCAUUGUAUAUUUUCCUGCGAAGAUGAUGCUUCUAUUUUUCCUUGUGAUGUCCCUACAAAAAUAAAGGAUUUUGUCUGAGA